Messenger RNA from Aricia agestis (brown argus), 1625 nucleotides. RefSeq lists its product as uncharacterized. The coding region runs from base 214 to 1596 and encodes 460 amino acids. The transcript is spliced from 6 exons. The record is from RefSeq and is a predicted model, not a curated record. Gene Ontology annotation, biological process: regulation of transcription by RNA polymerase II. Gene Ontology annotation, molecular function: cAMP response element binding; DNA-binding transcription factor activity, RNA polymerase II-specific. NCBI's taxonomy places the organism in Eukaryota, Metazoa, Arthropoda, Insecta, Lepidoptera, Lycaenidae.
UUCAGUGUAUUUAAUUAAGAUUUUUAUCAGUCACAACACAUUUUAGUAAAUUAAUUUAUCUCUGUGUUAAGUAACGUUUAUACCUAAAGCAUUUCAUACCAUGACUUAAAGGAUAUUUUUAAAAGUAAUAAAAAGAUGUUGUGACUUGUGUGUGAAGUGUCUUAGGACUAAUAUUUAUUGUUGUGAGAUACAAUCACUUUAAUAUACUGCAACAUGGAACCUCAGAAGCCAUUUGUGUGUACGUUACCAGACUGCGGGAUGUCCUUUACGAACGAAGACCACUUACAUGUGCACACUAAAAAACAUGACAUGAUUCUCCAGUUAGGCAUGGAACAGAAGGCUGCCUUUGUCGCUGAUCAGACACCUACUCCCACUAGGUUCAUCAGAAACUGCGAGGAGGUGGGUCUGUUCCAGGAUCUACAGAGUGUCAAUCCAUUUGAUGAAGGCUUCAAAAGAGCCAUGAUGGAUAAACAAGGUGUGCUCUCAGUUGAGAGUGAGCCCACAUCGGAGGAUGUUCUUCACACGCCCCACCUGGUGUUCCCGCUGGAGCCCGGGGACACAGCUCAGUACACAGCAAACAACAAACAGAACAUCACAAUUAGCAGAUCAUCGAGUGACGAGACAGGGGCCGUGAAAGAAUAUGAAACCACCACAAUAUCUAAAUUAACAAACAAGGUGACCACAAUCAGUAGGGUAGUAAGCAAACCAGACGUCGUGGACAGAGUCACAGAUGAUGUAUCCAUAGUACGACACGAAAAUAACGUCAUCAAAAUACACAGCAAUGUAGAAAUACGAAAAGACGAAAUAAUAGAUGCCAAUAAAGACGUUAAAAGUACGAAAUAUGUGAAAAAAGAUGCUCCGCCCAUAAUGAGUCAGCAAUCGAUAGAUUUGGUUGUAGAUUCACUAAUGAAUGCAAAUUCGGACAAGAGUUCCAAAAACUUCAAACGAAAAAUUGAAACUGAUGAAAGCAACAAAUCGGGAGUAGAAGACGAUCUAGAAGUUAUUGUGAGGCUGCCCAGUGGUAAAAAUAUUAGAAUGAAAGCUGUCGACGAGGAGAACAAAGAGAGAAAUAUAAAAAAUGACACAAAAGAGAAAUUAAAGCACAUUAUAGCCAGUAAGAAUAAAGUAGCAUCACCGAACACACCAGUACAGUUACCUUGUACCACUGCAACACUUAUACCUAUUACGAUUGUGACCCCUAAAGUGAUGAAAAAAGUCCCCAUACCUGUGUUACCCAUUCACAUGAAAAAAAAUGAUAACAGAACUGAAAGCAUUCCAAAAAAAGUAAAUACAAAUGUUGUUAUAUAUCCAAAGGUGCCAAUAGCACCUUUAAAACCUAGAAUAAAAGUUGAAGAUAGUCACAAAAGUAAUUUAGAAAAUAGAUCAGCAGCAUCAAAAAGAUAUAGAGAGAGAUUCAAAGAAAAGAUACUCAGACAGGAAGAAGAAAAUCGGCAACUUAAAGAAAAAAACAAAAAAUUGGCAGCUGAGAAAGCAGCACUACAGUAUAUUUUAACUAAACAUAUGAAGACAUGUCCGAACCCAGAUGACAUACGAGAGUUCCAAAAUGCUGACAAAUUCAUCUUAAACGAGAUAUAACAUAAAAAAAUAAAGAUCACUUUUAAAAG